AUGUCAUCCACCCAUAUUCUCUCCAACGCGUUGCCUUCAGAUGCUGUUGCAAUAGCCGCCAUCUUGGCACUGUCGUGGAAAUCGCCCUUCUCUCAGCUCCAGUUUGGAAGUACGGAUCCACACACACUAGCUGCUGCAAUCACACCUCGCAUCGCCCAGCAGAUAACGGAUGCAAGUAUGCUAUUCCAUGUGGCGCGUAGGCGUGGAACUCAACAAGUUGAAUCGGUGGCGCAAUGGACUGUGCCCUCUGAUGUGUCUGACGCAGCUAUGGUGGAGUCGGCGAGGCAGAGGGAAGAGCGGCAGGAGUUUGAAGAUGAGGUGUACUACAACUCAUUGCCUGAAUAUUGUAACAACCCCCUGAUUAUGGCAUUCACCGUUGGACUUCGGAGCCUGAGGGAGCGUGUGCUCUGCGAGCGAAAACAUUUCUUGCUCGAGAAUAUCGCCACACACCCAGACCAUCGAGGGCAGGGCCUGGCCGCGCAACUGAUAGAGCGUGUCCUUUCCCAGGCCGAUAAGCAGCAAGUCUUGGUAUACCUGGAUACUGCCAGUGAUAAUAGUGCCGCACACUUGUAUAAACGACUUGGAUUCGAAGAACAAGGCUGUCACACCAUCAGAAACUUGAGCCGAUUCGUCGAAGAGGCAGAGUUGGAGAGAAUGGGGGUCGGCAAUGACCACACCCAUGUUGCUUUUGUGAGAUAUCCGACAACCAAAGCAUGA
Pyrenophora tritici-repentis Pt-1C-BFP is the source of this 717-nucleotide messenger RNA. The record is from RefSeq and is a predicted model, not a curated record. NCBI's taxonomy places the organism in Eukaryota, Fungi, Ascomycota, Dothideomycetes, Pleosporales, Pleosporaceae.